Strigops habroptila (Kakapo) is the source of this 1503-nucleotide messenger RNA. It is a transcript of the gene SSR4, whose product is annotated as signal sequence receptor subunit 4. The coding region runs from base 187 to 687 and encodes 166 amino acids. The record is from RefSeq and is a predicted model, not a curated record. NCBI's taxonomy places the organism in Eukaryota, Metazoa, Chordata, Aves, Psittaciformes, Psittacidae. Gene Ontology annotation, cellular component: membrane; endoplasmic reticulum; endomembrane system. The transcript is spliced from 6 exons.
GGCCCCGCCCCCGCGGCAGCACUAGGGCCACGUCGUUCGUGGUGUCGGCACCCGCGAAGGGCAAAGCUCGCUUCUCAUUGGCCGCGGGGCGCUCGGCGGCCCGCCUCCCUGCUGCUGAUUGGUCAGGCGGCGGCGGGCGGCGGCGCUGAUUGGUUGCCGCUCCACUGUGACGGGUGGGCGGCAGGCAUGGCGGUGCUGGCGGCGCUCCUGCUGCUGGCGCUCGGGGCCGCGGCCGAGCCGUGCCCGGAACCCACCAUCGUGCCCUCGUAUUACACCACCUCGGACGCCGUCAUCUCCUCCGAGAGCGUCUUCGUGGUGGAGAUCUCUUUGGCCUGCAAGAACGGCGCCCAGAACGUGGCUCUUUACGCCGAUGUCAACGGGAAGCAGUUCCCUGUCACGCGCGGGCAGGAUGUAGGGCGCUAUCAGGUGUCCUGGAGCCUGGAGCACCGCAGCGCCCAAUCGGGCACCUACGAGGUGAAGUUCUUUGAUGAGGAGUCCUACAGUGCCCUGCGGAAGGCCCAGCGCAACAAUGAGGAUGUGUCCCGGGUCCGGCCCCUCUUCACUGUCAAUGUGGACCAUAGGGGCGCAUGGAACGGUCCCUGGGUGUCAACUGAGGUGGUGGCGGCCACCAUUGGCCUCCUGGUCUAUUACCUGGCGUUCAGCACCAAGAGCAGCAUCCAGGCAUAGUCCCCCCCCCCCGGGGGUCCCACAUGUCCUGGUGGGGAAUGGGGUGCCCCUAACAUUGACCCCCCCCAAUGGGGUGCUCCUUCAAUAUGGGGGUGGGGCUGAAAGACCCCCCCCAAAUAAGAACAUUGGGGUGGGGCUGGGCCUGAAAACUGGGGGGGGGUGUCACCCACCGAGGUGAGGGUGUCCUCAGUGUGGGAGAGCCCCCAUAUUGGAGGGGGGGGUGUUGUUGUUAACCCCCCAAACGGGGGGUUUUGAGGUUUCCCCCUAUUUGAGGGGGUUCCCAAAUGGCUGUGGGGGGGUCCCCGCUGCUGUACCCCAAUAAAGGUUUCCCCCCUACCACCACCUCCCUGUGUCUGUUAUGGGGUCUGUGCCCCCCCCGGGCGCCUGCUGGCUGAUGACGUCACACCCGGCUCCAGACAGGGGUGAUGUCAUCAGUGACAUAGCGUCUGACCUCACGGGGGGGGGGCUCUGAUUGUAGAACUCAUUAAGAACUCUCCAAUGAAGUUUUACAUUGAGAAGCAGCCACCGGGAGCCACGAGAUACCCCCUCCUACCGUGUCCCGUUUGAGCAUCGAACCGAGCGUGGUUACGUUGCUGCUUAACAUCCGUUUUCGUUACGUUUCCGGGGAACAUCCUCCAUAUUCAUGAGUUCUCCCAGAAUCGUUUCACAUCAUUCCACGCCUGUUUUCGCCUGCGCACAACAACGUGGUCUUUAGGGGUCUUUGGUGGUCGUUUCACUUCCGUUCCCUGAGCUCGUGUUCUGGUUGUCUUUAAGCUCCGCGCAGCAGAUAAAGCGCUCGCGCCGGUUUGAUCAGUU